GCAACACCGGACCACCAACUACAUCAUCAAAGAAGAGGUUCCGAGCGCGACGAUGCUGUUCCAGCCAAGGGGACAGGAUGAAAGGCACUGGAGGUUGGAGGAUGACCCACCGGUUAUGAUCUCAGAGACUGGCCGAUGACAUCACAACUACCCCGAGCCAGAUCCGGCCAUCUAUAAAUCCUGCCCUUUCUCAGGCAGUGUCUCUCUUUCAGACACAUUUCAAUUCAUCUCAAUUCUACUUAUCUCUACUUCACGGACACCACUCAAUUCACACCCUCUAAAUAUUGCAACAUGUCUUCCGGUUCGGGUCAGUCCAGCGUCGGCAACCGUGCUCUCUACGAGGCAGGCGACCAGCGCAACGUGCCCCAGUCCGUUCUCAACGAGCAGAACCGCUACGCAGAGGGUCAGAAGAACAGCCACAGGAACCUCGAUUCGAAGGACCAACGCUCCAUCGGCAACAAGCUCGCCUCCCAAGAACAGAAGCCGGAAAGCGAUCACCACCACAACUUCGUCCAGAACCCCGAAGCCGAGCUCAGCAAGCAGGAUCCUACCAAGCCGGCCAAGGUGCACGGUAACGAACCCUCCAAGGGAGCCAAGAUUGAUGCCGAUCUGCAGGCAGAGGAUGAGCAGCGUCUCCGGGAGAAGGGCAUCAAGAAAUAAACGAUGUAAUGAUGGGCUAUGAAAAGUAGUAAUAUGUCGUGUGUUUAUGAUAGCAUGAUGACGCCUGGGGCGGUUAUAUAUAACUUCAAUCAAUAUUCACACUUUUUCUAUCA
Messenger RNA from Aspergillus ibericus CBS 121593, 773 nucleotides. RefSeq lists its product as uncharacterized. The coding region runs from base 292 to 660 and encodes 122 amino acids. The transcript has 3 exons. The record is from RefSeq and is a predicted model, not a curated record. Lineage: Eukaryota; Fungi; Ascomycota; Eurotiomycetes; Eurotiales; Aspergillaceae.